UAUGCACAGCUUUUGUCAAACAUAGUUUUGUGUACGAAUACACAUGCACUGGCUCCACCUCUCUACUCCAAUUACCUCUAUAUUAAUUACUUGGCAACAACCCCUUCCUCUGUUACUGGAGCCCCCGAUAGCUCAGCACUAUUUCUUCCCCCUCCUCACGCCCCUUCCCCUCUCAUCACUCCACUUCCACUCCAGUCCAUACCCUCCAACUCUCUCUCCCCCUCCUCAGUCCUCUCUCACACACACACUCACUCUCGUCACCGAAGACUAGCAAGGCUAGCUACUAGCUCGUACUGGAACUAGCUCGUUUCAAGGAACUUGCCGCGUGCCAAUUGCAUAAGUACGUCGUACGGUUAGGCCUCCCUCAGUUAUCUCUUGUACGUUGUGUUCGCGAUGGCGUCGGAGUGGGAAAUGGCCAUGGGGGUGGAGCUCGGCAUGGGAAUGGGCACGUACCACUACCACCACAACGCCUCCAGCAUCACCACCGCGCCGAUGAGCAGCCACCACAGCGGCGGCGCCAGCUACUCCACGCCGCACCACCACCACUACUAUGGGAUGCCGCCCACGGGCGGCGCCGGCGACGCCAUGCGCGUGGACGACCUUCUCGACCUCUCCACCGGCGCCGGCGCCGGCGCCCACGAGUUCUUCCCCACCGCGCCUGCGCCCGCGACCACUGACAAGGGGCACCACCACCCGGGAGCCAUGGGUGAGCCGUCACCCACCGCCGCCAACUCGUCGGAUCACCAGACGUCGCUCCUCUCCUUCGCCGAUGAGUUCUACAUACCCAGCGAGGAAGCUGCCGAGCUGGAGUGGCUAUCCAAGUUCGUGGACGACUCCUACUCGGACAUGCCCAAUUACUCGUCGGCGGCCGCGCACGCCGCAAUGGCGGCGGCGGCAGCAGGCAACGGAGGAGGCGGCACCUCGGCCGGCCAAGACAGCUGCGUCACCGCGGCGCCAGCUGGCCGCGGCGCGCGUAGCAAGCGGUCCUCCCGCGCGCCCGCGGCGGCGGCGUGGCACUCCCUCGUGUCGCGCCCACCGUCGCAGCCGUCGCCAUCCUCGUCGUCCUGCUCGUCUUCGGACUUCCCGUCGUCGUCCAACAGGCCAGCGCGCGGCAGGAAGAGCCCGGGGCCCGGCGGGGACGCGGUGGCGGGCUCGGACGGCGGCGUGCGGCGGUGCACGCACUGCGCGUCGGAGAAGACGCCGCAGUGGAGGACGGGGCCGCUGGGCCCCAAGACCCUGUGCAACGCGUGCGGCGUGCGCUUCAAGUCCGGGCGGCUCGUGCCCGAGUACCGCCCUGCGGCCAGCCCCACCUUCGUGCUCACGCAGCACUCCAACUCGCACCGCAAGGUCAUGGAGCUGCGCCGCCAGAAGGAGCUCAUCCUCAUCCGCGGAAGCCACCGCGACGCCGCCGCGGCUGCAGGAGCAGGAUCCGCCGGGCCGAGGCCGGAGCUCAUGUUCCGCGACUACGGCGUGUGUUAGUUAGCUGCGGCACUGAGGAAGCUCGAUCGCGUCGUGCUUGUGCAUUGCAUGCGUGGGAGCUUCUUUAGAUCCGCCUCUUGCGAAAUUCUGCCGCGUUUCUUUUCCUCCUUUCUUUCCCUUCCGAUCCCUGCGUAUUCCAGACAUUUUCGUUUUUUCUUUUGUUAAUUAUUACAUUGUUGGUACGACCUACCUCCUCCCUGCUUCUUCUAAGUUCUAAUGAGAGAGCAAUGAAUUCUGUUGGUACAAAUUGUGGUCGUUUUGUGAGUAAUCAUGCUCCUAAACCCAUCA
This is a messenger RNA of Zea mays, 1767 nucleotides long. RefSeq names its product GATA transcription factor 2. Bases 394 to 1479 code for a protein of 361 amino acids. The record is from RefSeq and is a predicted model, not a curated record. Gene Ontology annotation, biological process: cell differentiation; regulation of DNA-templated transcription. Gene Ontology annotation, cellular component: nucleus. NCBI's taxonomy places the organism in Eukaryota, Viridiplantae, Streptophyta, Magnoliopsida, Poales, Poaceae. The transcript is spliced from 2 exons. Gene Ontology annotation, molecular function: zinc ion binding; sequence-specific DNA binding.